AAUAGUCAGAAUGGUGUUCCAGGCAACCAGCUGUCCAACGCCCAGAACACAGCACUGGAAACUGGCUGCAAAUUUUCCCUAAUUGAAGUUGGACACAUCAAGUUUUAAUUAAAAUGGAAAACUUAAACCUUGAUAUAUAUUAUGAUGACCCAGGUAUUAUUAGAAAUUCUAAAUCAGAAGUUGCAUCAUUAAAUUCAAAAAACAAACAAAAUAUUUUAGCAAAAUAUAUCGAACCUGUAUAUUGCUCAUAUUCAAGUCCUUUUGUGAAAGAUAGGCGAUGAAUGAGACCGAGUUGAGUGAGACAGAGUUCAGUGAAAGAGAGUUGAGGCGGAGGUGAGUGAAAAGGUGAAGCUGAAAUAAUUUAUAAUGCGGUGAGCUUAUGCAUUAGAAUCUUAUAUGAAAAGAUUUUUUUUUUUCAACAACUUUUUAUAAAAAACUAGAAUCUUAUAUGAAAAGAUAAUUAAAAGGAAUUAUAUGAAAAGAUAAAUAGAAGGAAUUUAUGCAGUUCAUUCGACUCCUUGGACUCUCGUAAGAGGAAAAUCAAUAGAGUUCCUUUACCGUUUACGACACCUGCGCACAGUGCAUAUUCAUCUCUCGAGGAUGGAUUUGAUUCUGAUAGUGAUAACGAAGACUCAUCUCUGAUGUCUUGUUAGAAACCUAGUUUGUUAUCUGUAACUGGAUCAGCGGGUUUGCCGAGUAAUGAAGAAUAAAAGGAAUUAUAUGUAAAAAAAAUGAAAAGGAACAAAUAUUAUAAUAAUGAAAAGGAAGAAAACUUGCAUAGUUUUUUUUCUUUUCUUGUCAAACAUUUGAUUGUUUUAAGCCAUUUUAUCUAGUUUUUCAAAGUAAAAUCAAAUUGAAUGAAAUAAUCAGGCCCAGUCUCUUAUGUUUUUUUCGUCAAAAAGUUUACAGUUUGUAGUUAAGUUUUCCAAUUAUUUCUCCACAUAAGGAAAUGAGAGGUCGAUAAACGGUCAGUUUAAUAUUUAAACUUUCUAUUUUGGUAACAAACUUUAUUGUGUGUAGUUUCUGUACUAGUGGAGGGCCCAUUUCCAUUAUUAUUUCUAAAACUAUCUAGUCACUCCACAACACAUUUAAUUUUCUGACAAACUAUUUCUGGCUAGAAACAACUUACAUAACAUCGUUACAAAGAGCAAACGAAUAUUCUUAUAAUAAUAUGACAAAAGCAACAAGCUUGGUCAACAGAAUUGCGUUUUUUUCUUCUUCAUCCCUUUCCGCAGUAAAUUGGUUUUACUCCUAUCGCUAACAGCAACGACAAGUGGUUAUAACUAUAUACGGAACCACUGUAAAGCAACUUGAGUAUAGAUACGUAGAGGUAGAAGUAGAACCCUAUACAUUAAGAUUUCUUUCUUUGAUUGCCAAAUAAUGGAGAAUCCACUAAGCAAACAAAAUAAAAAUAUCCUUACACGCGAUUUUUUUCCAUUUUGUUUGUGGUCACAUGACUUUUGUUUCACGUUUUGAAAUACAUAUUUUCAAACCGUUGAAAACAAAAAUCGGCUUAGUGAAUCCCUAUAUCUUCAAAACUAAUAAGUUUCAAUAGGAAUAAUCAAAAUUUGAAAAAGUAUAUAUAUAGUGAAAGUUAUUAUAUUGAGGACAAGAUAAUCUAACAAAGUUUAAAAAAGAAGAAGAUAGUCUGACAAUGAAAAAUCAUGGAUAAAAGAUGUGUACUAAUCACAUUUUAGCGCAAAGCAGGCUCUCUUUUUUUUUUCUGUUACUGCGCAAAGAAGACUCUUUAAUAAUGAAGACACGAAAGAUAAGGUUUUCACAUAACCCAUAUUGAUAUUGUGCGGGCUAUCUGAGUACAAUUAGACAUCUUGACCCAUUUGAAAUUUGAAUAAUAGUCCGUCCUUAUGAUGCAACAAACCGGAUAUUAUUAGAAAUUCUAAAUCAAAAGUUAACAUCAGUAAAUCCAAAACACACAAAGAACUCGUUGCAUAUGCUAUAGAGACUAUUAAUUUAAUUAUAAAUUCUGGCUGUUUCGAAACUGACUAAACCUUAUUGACUAAGACGAUGAUGAUAAUUGUCUAAUAAAAGGGAAGAUUUUGUACUUUCUGUCAUCAUAAAAAAGUACCUCUAAAACAAAAAUAUUGGUACCUUUUUAGUGAUAGUUCUUUUUAAUCAGUUACGAACUUAUGAUUUAAGAAAAGGACGCCUAAAAGAAAACAAUCAAACCAAACAAACCAACACCAUCGAUAAAGGAAAUGAAAGAUGCAUUCCAAAUCAUAAAUUCACUGAUUAAAAUAAUUUUUAAACAUUUUUGAAAAUGUUUUAUUAAAGCUUUUAUUGAUAUAUAUUCAUAUGUAAUAAAGUUCAUAGAAUUUUUAAUAAUAGACUAGUAUAUUUAUAGGUUUUCUCAGUGAUACUUUCGAAAUUCUUAUGACCAAAUAUAUUGAUUAAAUGUACAUUUAUACACUCAUUAUCUUUAUCAGAAAUUUUGUUUUCCAAGCAAUUGAAUUUUUACUAAAAUAUUUAAUUUCUUUGAUUGAUACCAAAAAGUUUAAAAAAUUAUUGAAAUGUUUAUUUUUAUCAAAUUAUAAUGUUGAAGCCUAAAACUGAUAAUUGGGUUUAGAGACUAAUCGAGCAAUAAUCAGAGACAUUAGGGCCAAUGAUUCUAUUUAAUGAAAUUUAUAAGAUUAAGAAUAGUAAUUACCUUUCAUCCAUAAGCUUAGAGGUACACCAAACAUUUCCUCAUAAAGAUCAUCCAUAGACUCAAUUAAAGUUCUAAAUUUAGUAACCCAUUCAAACAAGUCUACAAAAUCAAUGAUUAUGCAUAUAAAGUUAAGUUAAUAUUACAUAACAUAUUAAUUCCUUAUAAAAACCAGAAGAAUAACCAGAUGUGACUUCAUACCGAUUAGAUAAGUGUUGUCGAAAUUCAUUUGGAGAACUUGCAGGAAUGGAACAGGUACAAACAUUGGGUUUUAGUAAGUGAAAAUCAAUAAAAUACAUGUGUACAUUCGACAAAUGUGAUGUGAAAUUCACGUGGUGUAUUCCUUAUCAAACCAAUCCAUGGUGUCACUUGGAAUCAUCUGAAUACUCCAUAUGUCGUCAUCAAAAUAGCCAAAAUAGUGCUUACCAAUCAAAUAAUUAGGGAUUGUAAUUUAGAUUCUGCAACCCUAAUAUUACAUGAUUAUAAAAUGAAAGUACUUACACAAUAACUCAUCAAAAAUGAAAUGCUGAGCAUAAAUUACAACUUACAUUUGGGUGAGCCACAAUCAGAUGCCGCUCUUUCGGAUUAGGAGGAUUUAUAGUUUCUCAUACUCGUAGUAUUUUUUUCCAGGCUUCGACAUUGUUCGAUGAUUCAGUGAGAUUUGAAAUUAGGGUAUUGUUGUGUGGCAUUAAAUUCUUUUUUGGAAUUUUCAAAAGCCUCUAUAGUUUCUUUAUGAGUGAGAAAAAAUAAGUGUUUUGAAAAAUUAGCAGACGCGUUUGAUAUGAUCUUUUUGAACGGUUUAGACUUUUUAAGUGGAAUAUUAAAACGAUGACAAAACAUUUUAAUGUGAGCGAAUACCAAUGUUUACAUCAUUACGGAGAUAACGACUUAAAAGUGAAUUUCACUUAUUUUAAGAUAUGAUUUUUAAAAGGCUCAUUUGUUGAUUUGAAAUUGCCAUUUCACCCUUUACCAGCAAGAAUGCCAUACUUGUUUCAAGAAAUUCAACAAGAAUUAAAACAACACUUUACCAGGAAUGGAUCUCUCCCAUAUCAGAUUCUAUUAGUUGUUCAUGCCCCUAAGCCUCAUCAAUAAUUUGUCUUUUCUUUGCUGUCCGGUCUUCGUUUAUAUUUGAUAAUUUAAGUUAAUUUAUAAGUGGAAGGUUAAGAGGAAGUACAUUAAAUAAUAAUAAAGAAACACACUUUCUCUUUCCUCUAGUAUAAAAAAGAAACACACUUUCUCUUUCAUCUAGUCUAAAAAAAAGAUCUAAUUUUCUUCUCAUUAAGGGAAAAUCUGUAUAUUCUCUAUGUAGGUCACAUAAGAAAGUGUUUUGCAAAUGCAUUGUGGCUUUUGAUGUAAUUAAAAAGUGAUAAAGUGCCUCUUGAUGUAAAAAAUUCUGCUUUGAUGAAUCGAAUCAGUUUGGAGUAAGUUCACGAAAAUGUGUGGUGAUUUAAAAUUUUUUUAAUAAAAAAAACUGUAAAAGGGAAGAUGCUCCUCGAUAAACACACUUUGCUUGUCUUGGAGAAGGAAUUUCAGACCCUAGCAUAGCAUUCUGACACAACAAACUCUAGGACAAGGAGUAGGGAGAUAUGGGCAAAAAUGAAUGAAUUUGUUUGGUUUAGUAAAGGUGCAUGCGGCUAAUUAGAUUCCCAAUUAUAGGCAUAGGUGCCAAUUUUCUCUAACUUAUUUUCCUUAUUCAAUUUUUGGGUGAUUUAAUUUUGGAAAAUUCGACAAAAUAGGGAAAAAAUCUACAUUUUGUACUCAUAUACCUUUUCCAAGUUAUGUUAUUUUUCUUUAAAGUACUUUUAACUGAAUAAUUUGUAUCCAAUAAAAAUCAACACAAUUUCUAUCCAGACCUUACUGUGGAUUCCCUUAUUGAUUCCACUACGCGACAAUGGAAUUCGCAGGUUAUUCGGACUUUGGUAGACCCACAGGAUGUGAAAAUCAUAGAGAGCAUACCACUGAGCCGAAACCAGAUGGUUGAUAGGGAAGGAUGGCAUUUCACAAAUAAUGGGAAAUUUACGGUUAAAUCAGGAUAUCAAGUGGAGAGGAUUUAUCCGGAUAGGGAAAGAUCACCAGUAUUACUUGGACCUACAGUUGAUGUUCUGAAGGCAUUUUGUUGGAAACUAAGGUGUCCACCAAAAAUAAAACAUUUUCUCUGGCAAUUGGUGUCCGGGUGUGUCGCAGUUAAGAAGAAUUUACAGGCGUGGGGGAUCCAGGGAGAUAUAUGUUGUGCAAGAUGUGGAGCGGAUGAGGAGUCGAUUAACCAUGUGUUUUUUGAGUGUCCUCCAGCAAUUCAAGUUUGGGCGCUGUCAAAGAUUCCAACAAAUCCAGCUAUUUUCUCAACAAGCUCUAUAUUUACAAACAUAGAUCAUCUUUUCUGGAGAGUUGCUCCACGGAUAGAGGAUCAUCACUUUGCUUGGAUACUUUGGUACAUUUGAAAAGAAAGAAAUAAUAAGGUUUUUAGUAAUCUGGAUAUAGACCCUAGGGACACUCUUAAGUUGGCGGAAACAGAAUCCACACUCUGGGCAGAGGCACAUAUUUUGAAGGACCAGAACACGGGAACACAGGUUCAGGCAUCUCUGCCGUCAAUUCCUGGAAGAUGGUGUUUUACAGAUGGAUCAUGGAAAAAGGGAGAUAUGUUUUCUGGUCAGGCUGGUUCAGUGCUUUAGAAGGUUUUGAAGGUCUAAUGGGAGUCAGGAAUGUAAGGGCUUCUUUAACUCCCUUGCAUACAGAGAUGGAGGCGCUACUAUGGGCUAUGAAAUGUAUGAAGAAUUUACGUCAAUUCCAGGUUUCAUUUGCAACGGAUUGUUCUCAAUUGGUGAAGAUGGUUUCGGAACCAGAAGAGUGGCCAGCUUUUGCAAGUUAUUUGGAAGAUAUCAAGAGUCUGAAAGAGAGCUUCACACGAUCAGAGAUUAUACCUGUACCAAGAACGCAAAAUACAAAGACGGAUAACCUAGCAUGCAGUGUCAGGAAACAAACGUCUUUCGUCGUUCACAUGGAUCAAUAUCUCCCGGUGUGGUUUACAGAGUCAAUAUGAGUCUGUAAUGUUGUCGACCAAAAAAAAAACAUUUAACUGAAUAAUAAAAUUAAUUAAAUAAAGGAUUUUAACGAAAUUUACAUUUCAUUCGUAUAUACCGUAUGCACCUAUCAAUGUUUAGCAUUGUGACUAUAUUUUCUCUGAAAUAUAAUUUGAUUAUGGAGAAAAAAUAAAUGUAGUUUAUUCAGAUAUUUGUUAUGUUCUGCUUUGCUAUGUCUAAGAAGUCAUUCUUGUUAGAUUUAGGGAUUAUAAGUAAGGUUAUGAGAGAUUAGCCCAAAAUAUAGAUACGCUAAGGUGAUAAGAUUUCAGUCAUAGGAAUUGCUAUUAAUGCUUGUGUUCUAGAAUAUCUAACUAGAACCCUAACUUAGGAUAAUUAGGCGCAAGCGGAAGUAACCUAAAUUUGCUUUAGUUAGAGGGCAUUGUAAUCUUUAUAAAGUAUGUCUCAAAUGGAAUGUGGCCUCAGAUUUAAUAACAACUAGAUUAUAGACCCGUGCGGGUGUAUUUUUAUUUUACAAUAAUAAAUUUUAUGAUUAUUUUACAGUUUUUUUAAUGUUUGAAUAUGUCUAAUGAAAAGUCGACAAACACAAAAGAAUAUGUCUCGGUUGUUCAUAUUAUUUUUGAAUGUUAAACUAAUCAAAAUGAUAUGUUGUAUCUACUAUUUUAUUUUAUUUAUAUACAAAUCUAACUAUUUAGUAUGGUUGCUUAUAUUAAUAGGGGUUCCUGGGCGCGGGGUUUAGGACACACAUGUCUAAUCUCCCGACAUCUCCGUGUGUCCCGUUUCUGGUCCCAUGAGUUUCAGUUGCAUUUCCUUCCUUACCGUUGACAUUUCCACUUAUAGUUCUGCAAAAGGGAGAGGGAAAAGAGGGGUGAGUACUAAUACUCAGUGAAGCGAUUCUAGACCAGUCUCCCCCAUGAGCCUCUAUACGGCUCAAUGCGAAACGAGAACCGUCUAGUCACUACGCUCAGUCGAUGCAACCUAUCAGCUAGUCACUAAGUUUCAUUUAACAAACCAAGCACUGUAAUGAACUCAGUCAUCACUCAAUUCAUAGAAUUCGGUUUAUCAAUUUAGGACUCCCAUCAUCCUAGGACUUUAGGACCUACACAGCUCAAGCGGACCAUUCCUCCCCUUUUCUUGCUGCUUCCUGUGAAGUCGCCUGCCCUGGUAGGACCGCCGCCCAGUUCCUCGGGUUCGGUCCGCCUUUGCAGUGUAUUACGACCCCUUCCCGCCAAGACUCGGCGUGACUCAAUCUUACCGGCGCCUCUAUUCUUACCCUGCCAUUUUUAUCCGAUGCUAUGGCCCCGCAUCUCCGCCGUUUUUGAACGCUACGGCCGCCGCGUUUCCUUUCUUUCCACCCUUCCCCGGGUACUUUAUUCCACCCUUCUUGGGUACUUAUUCCACCCUUCCCGGGUACUUUUCUAAUCAAUCAUUUUCUUUCCUUUUUCUUAUCUUUUCCUUUUCCUUAUCCUUUAGACCCUUUCCUUUCUUUCAUUUCUAGACGCCACCCGUUCUCGGUGUCACAUUCAAUUCAAUAAACAACCAUUCCACGGAUGUCCUAGCAUUCAUCUAAUCAACCGGUUAACGUGUACUAUUAACCUACCUUUAGUUCUUUCUAAGCAUCCUAACUUUCAACCACAAACAAGAAUAGUUCAUCAACCAAUUAAUCAUUCAUCUUUCAAUCAUCACAAACAAUUCAUUUACUGUCCUUAAUCAGUAUGAGCGUUCUUAUGCAGUAGGGUCUAUCAACCUAACAUCAAUCAGGAUCUAAAUCGUCCUAAUUCCUCAUUCAACAAUAUAAAGGAUCAUGAACAAGAUCUGGAAUAGAACACCUCACCUUAGCCUAGAUAUGGAUCUGGAUCUGAGAUGCAAGAGAGAUGAGAUCUGAGGUCAAUGACACCACACGGCUAUCACCACCACUCGCGGUUGCUCACGGCGAGGAGAGAGGCGGCGUGGGGAGAGAGAGGAGAGAAGGAGGCGCGGCGAGAAGAGAGAGAGAGGAGAGAGACGCGGUGAAGAGAGAGAAAGAAGAGAGAGGCGGCGCGGGGGAGAGAGAAGGAAUCGACGGCUAGGGCUUCUGAUCUCCAGGAAUUCUCUGCAGGGCUUCGCUUCUAGAUUUCUGAUGAGAGAAAAAGAAGUGGAGGCCUGCUUUUAUAAGGAGAAGAGAUAGGGAAACCCCUAGGGUUUUCCAAUUGGGCUGCAGAGGACCCAAUAGCAUUUAAAAGUUUAAUUGGGCUGGUUUUGGGGUGUUACACGGUGAUUCAUGAUUCAUUCUUGCUGGUCGCGCCACUUACUACCGAUCAUCUUUAUGAGGCGGCUCAUUCCUCAAACAACCAUUGGUGAAGUCAUCGACAAUGCUCCCGUGAUCAACCGUCAAAGAACAUCGGUAGAAAAUUAAGGUUCACGUUAUUUUAUACUUUUGCCUCUAUUUUAUAGUGUAAUGCAAUACACAAUUUCCAACUUUCUAUAAACUCACAUUACGACCAGCUUUGAAGAAUUUUAUUGGUAUGCCGUCCCGUAUUUUAACUUGGUUCUAGCUAAAACUACUAGAAGAUAUCAUUCUCUGAUGCUACUGUUUCCAAAUCAGCCAUCAGCCACUUGCUUGGACUUCCCAAUUCAUUGUUUUCCAUACAUAUAUUUUGUCCAGGCAACACUCUUGCUUCUAAAGUUAACCUCUAUCUGAACUGUACAACAUCUAUCAAAUUUUACUAUGACACCAACAUUCCUGCUAUCAAAGAGUUCACAAGAAGGUUACCAAACUCAUACUGUCUUGGCUUGAAAUCAUAUUUAAAUGUAUGUUAAUCUCUGGCAUUCAUAAGUGUAACCUGUAGCUUGGGAGGUGCAGCAGCAGAGGUUUUCCCGUGUGUUGAUACCAUGGAGGGGAUCAAAAAGAAAGAGCUUGUGAUCUAAGCACGUUCUUCUUCAGCUCUAACGAGCAGGUAACAGUAACAUUCACGCUCUCAGGUUAUAAAAGUUUGUCACAUUUGUUAGUCACAAGAUUGACCGAAAGCAAUAUUGUUUUGGUUUACUCCAGUCCUGUUAAGCUUCAGGUUAUAAACAUUUGUUAUAUUAGUUUGUAUAUAUUCCCAGUUUCAGAUAUAUCUUUUCCCCUAAUAUGGUUGAAUCCUACUUUUGUUAUUCAUUCGUUGGCUAGGUAAUAAUCUUUGCCAAGCCUCAUGGCUUCUAGAAUCGGGAUCAGCGUCUUGAAGAUUUUGCAAGCAGGUUUAAAUCGAGGGUAUUUCGUUAUAUUUUAUCUUUGUUUUUUUAGUACUUGCAGCUAUGUUUAUAUUUGAGAUCCGAUACGAACUAAGAUCAAAUAACAUACGAAAUCUGCAGGAAAACGCAAGUGUAGUGACUGCGGUAGGCAAGAUUUUUUAUCAGUCCCGAGAAUGUGCUGACUUCAUCAUCUCUUCUUUGCAACAAGCUGCAAAUAAAUGGCCUGACACUAGUAAAAAAACACCACAUAGCAACGAAACUGCCACGAUGAGUUCGUAGCAAAUCAGAAAAAGAAACGAAAUUGCAACGCAUUUGCUACGAAAAUAGGAAACGUAGCAAGACGUAGUACCAUCGUAGCAAACGUUGCUACGUUUUUGCUACGAAAACAAAACGUGGCAAGCUUUUGCUACGAAAUUGCUACGAAAAUGAACAUAGCAACUAGCUACGAUUUCAUAUCGUAUCAAAUUCGUAGCAACCCACCGAAAAAUACGUCCCACCGGUCAAAUCCUGAGCAAGUGGCAGCGAUAAAAACAAAAAAACAAUAAGCAACUAAAUUUUUCGUCGCUUACUCUAAAGUAAUGUCUCUUCAAUCCGACAAUGUGCAGGGUAAAUAAUGCUAGAUAUUUUGGAGCUUGCCACGUUUAUGGAUCGUAGCAAAAUUCAUAGCUAUUUUCGUAGCAAAACGUGGCAAGAAUCGUAGCAAGCAACGUAGCAAUUUCAUAGCAAAAUCGUGGCACUAUUUUUUCUAUAAAAACAACCGAGCGCUUGACUCUCGUUAGAACGAGUUUUGUAUCAAAGAGAGAGUUUGAUAUUGUUGGCCUUAAGCCAUGGCCAAGAUAAGAGAACCCAACAUUACGGUGUCCAAGUCCGGGGUACGACGGACACUGAUUAUUACGGGUUGAUCGAAGAGAUAAUGAUGGUUGAGUAUUCUGGUUCUGUUGGGCUUAAGGCCAUGGUUUUUAAGUGUAAGUGGUUUGAUACAGUUGUAGGUCGGGGGAUUCGAAAACAUAAAUCAGGAAUCGUCGAUGUGUCACCGCGCUGGCAGUACGAGAAAUAUGACCCAUUUAUCUUAUCUGGUAAUUGUGAUCAAGUUUGCUUCAUUCCUUAUCCGCAAGUUCGUCGUACAUCAGCAAGUGAUUGGUGGUCAUGUACGAAAGUUGUGCCUAGAGGGGUUCGAGAAACUUCUGAAGUUGUUCUUACUGCGUUACAAGAUGAUACACACAACCAAGUUGUUGCCCAAAGUGAAAUGUUAUGCAUUGAAUCUUAUGUUGUGGAAGAUGAUUCAGAUUAUGAUUCAACUCCGGUUGUUCCUCCCAAUGACGAAUACAUUUCUGAAGAUGAGUUAGAAGAAUCAUGUACUGAUUCUGAUUACGAAUCAGAUUCAAGCUCUUAGUGUUUGUAAGGUAUACGAAUGUAUAAUAUAAGUUCUUAGUGUUUGUAAGAUAUAUGAAUGUAUAAUAUAAGUUCUUAGGGUUUGUAAGAUAUAUGGAUGUAUAAUAUAAAGUUUUAGUGUUUGUAAGAUAUGAAUGUAUAAUAUAACUUUAAAAAAGAUAUGAAUAAUCCUACUUAUACUAUCUUUAAACCCUAUAUAUACCCUAACUAACCCCUAAAUUCUUCAAACUCUACAAAAUCUUCAACAUCUUAUUUUAUAAUUUGUAAUUUACAAAACUGUCUCAUAUAAAAAAUAUUAGUGUAUAAUUUUUUUUUCAAUAGAUAUGAAUAAUCCUAACUAUACUAUCUUUAAACUCUAUUUAUACCCUAACUAACCCUUAAAUUCUUAAAAUUCUACAAAUCUUCAACAUUUUAUUAUGUAAUUUGUAAUUUAUAAAACUGUCUCAUAUAAAAAAUAUUAGUGUAUAAUUUUUUUUUCAAUAGAUAUGAAUAAUCCUAACUAUACUAUCUUUAAACUCUAUUUAUACCCUAACUAACCCUUAAAUUCUUAAAAUUCUACAAAUCUUCAACAUUUUAUUAUGUAAUUUGUAAUUUAUAAAACUGUCUCAUAUAAAAAAUAUUAGUGUAUAAUUUUUUUUUUCAAUAGAUAUGAAUAAUCCUAACUAUACUAUCUUUAAACUCUAUUUAUACCCUAACUAACCCUUAAAUUCUUAAAAUUCUACAAAUCUUCAACAUUUUAUUAUGUAAUUUGUAAUUUAUAAAACUGUCUCAUAUAAAAAAUAUUAGUGUAUAAUUUUUUUUUCAAUAGAUAUGAAUAAUCCUAACUAUACUAUCUUUAAACCCUAUUUAUACCCUAACUAACCCCUAAAUUCUUAAAAUUCUACAAAUCUUCAACAUUUUAUUAUGUAAUUUGUAAUUUAUAAAACUGUCUCAUAUAAAAAAUAUUAAUGUAUAAUUUUUUUUAAAAGAUACUGAAAAUCCUAAUUAUACUAUUGUUAAACCCUAUCUAAACCCUAAUUAACCCCUAAAUUCUACAAAUUCUCCAAAAUCUCCAAAAUCUAUUAUUCCCUCCAACAUUUUAGAGCCCAAACCCAAUUCCCUCCAACAUUUUGGACCCCAAAACCCAUUUUCCCACACUUAGCAUUUUUUAUCUUUUGUUUCCUUAAGAAAGUCGUAACCUUUCUCUAAGUCCUCACCUCUCUCACCUCUCGUCCCUCACCUCUGUCUCCUUCGAUCUCUCUUCUAGCUCUCUCUUCCAUGGCUGCUUCUACCGGAAACACAACUAACGACCGUCGUCGUCCUCGCCCUCCUAGCUUGACUCUUCCAGAUGUGAGAUACGUGAGACCUCAAUUGAGAACCACGUCAAUGCCUGAUGUUACGACUCCUGCUCCUGCACAACCAAUAGGAUCUUCAAGUUCAGGAUCUGCGGCUCCUCCAGCGGCUCCUCCAGCGGCUCCUCCAACCUAUGUGAGGAGAACAGAAGAUGCUCUGCUACGUGCUCCAUCCAGAAGAAACCAGCCACACCUUCAUCCUGAUAAGCCCAAUGGAGCAUUGUGGUUUGGGGUUGAUCCUGAAGUUCAUGCUUUUAUCCGAGCAACAUGGCAGGGAGAUUACUGGGGCCCGUGGCAAAGCUGGAUAAAGGUUCCAGAGCCGAAGAGAAUAGGAUGGUGGCACUCAUUCAUACAACAAUACUACUGGGAAGACAGUCUUCAUGAGGAAAUCCACUUUAAAUGGAAGCUUCAGACUCAAGUGUCUAUCUGCGGACGCAUAAGCCAAAAAAGGAAAAAGAACAAACAGCCUAAAUACAUCAGUGAGAAUGACUGGAAAAUAGUCCUUGCGAAUUGGUCAACAGAUGGAGCAAAAGCCAAGAGCCAAUCAGCAGCUGAUUCUCGCACUUCAGCUCCUGUGGGGUUGAAGAUGCACGUCCAUGGUGCAGGACCACGCUGCUUUGUAAAUAUUGGGUAUCGUAUGAUGAUCGACCAAGGUUUGGAUACACUACCUUCAUAUACAGACCUUGCAAGGAAGACUCAUACUCGCAAAGAUGGGACCUUCAUGGACGAACGAACUGAGCAACUGGUUCUAGAGGUUGAGCAAGCAGUUGAAGAGAUGUUAGAAGAUGGUUCUCCAGUUGGAGAUAGCCAAACUUGCUCAACUGCUGCCACAGAAAAUUCUAAGCGCCUUCUCCUAAACCAAGAAUACAUCAAGCGUGGAAAGACACGCAAGGGCACCAUUUAUGGGCUUGGCUGUGUUCAAUUCAACAACAAACAUCCUUCUGAGUCAGUUCCUGCUUCACUCAACCGAAACAUCAGCUUGGAGACGAGGGUUUGUAGUUUGGAGACCAUCACUCAGGAAAUCAAGUCUGAUUUCCAGACUUUGAAGUCUGAUGUUCAGGCUAUCAAGACUGACUUCAACCAAGGGAUGGCUAAAACUCAAUCAAGUCUAGACACAAUUCUGCAGUUUCUUCAGCCUCAAGCUUCCAAUCAUGCUGCAUCUACUGCACAACCAACUCAGUCUCAAGCUCCACCUCAAGGUCAAGCACCAUCUCCAGCUCGUGAUAUGUCUCCAGCUCAAGGUGAAUCACAACCUCAACACAUCACCAGUAGCAAUUCUGAGUUAAAUAGGUGGUGCAACACACUCGGUUUGUAGUUCUUAGAUGUGGCUUGCCCUAAAUCAAGUUUAAGUAUUAUGUUUUAAUCUUUUGAACCUUCUGAAUGUUGAAUCUUUUGGAUGUUUGAUCUUUUGAACCUGAGCUUUUAAGAGGCUCAAUAUGUAACAUAAUUUCUGUUUCUGUUUCAAAAAAAAAUUGUUUCUAA
Brassica napus (rape) is the source of this 13115-nucleotide messenger RNA. RefSeq lists its product as uncharacterized. The record is from RefSeq and is a predicted model, not a curated record. NCBI's taxonomy places the organism in Eukaryota, Viridiplantae, Streptophyta, Magnoliopsida, Brassicales, Brassicaceae. The transcript has 6 exons. Bases 11560 to 12948 code for a protein of 462 amino acids.